CCAGCCAUUCCGUGCAUACUACUCGAAGCGGUCGCCAUUGCUAGGGAGUUAACUCGUCUACUAGGUGCGACUAGAAAACGCUUCCCAGUUCGAUUCUCGGGUCCCCCAGCCGUAGGAGAAUCAGAAAAAAACUAUUUAGUGAUUUCACUUCGUGAAUUCGGAUAUUUCCCGCUGUGUAAAGCGUUAUUAUAAUUGGAAUAUUUUCGGCGUCGAGUGGCGACAAGCCACGACGAGCGGAAAGAAUGUCGCGACCCGCGACGCUCAUCGCGACUGACCAAACGGUGUUAUGUGGAAAUCUGUUGACUGCUACAGCAGACCCGCUGCCGCCGCGACUGACACCCACGGGGAAGAUCAGCCACGCAAAGACCCGGGUCUACACGCAACGCUACAGGAAGGAAUGGGAACAGAUGGACGAUUUUAAAGGAUGGUUGACUUCUGUACCAUUUCAACAGACUCGUGCUUAUUGCAUGUACUGCAAAAAGAAUCUACAUGCGCAUCGCCUAUCGCUGCUGAAGCACACAUGUACCAUGAAACAUCAACGUGCUGCUCUGGCACACGAGGCAGAAGAAAAGAACAGGCAGAGGUUAGACUCUGGUGCACCCGAAGUGGGUCUCAUCGAAGAAGUCGAGACUAUGGAUGAUACAUUAGACACAACGGAGGAAAACGAAGAAGAUAUUGAAUACAUCGUCGAAAGACUGGAUACGGACGACGAAGACAUGAUAGAAACUCAAGAUGUCAAAGGCAAAGCUGGUGAAUUAGCUGGUGAAGAGGAGGAGGAGGAGGAGGAGGAGGAGGAAGAGGAGGUGGUGGAGGAGAAAGAGAUAGACAACAAUUUUUCUGCACAGCUACAGUCUGACGAGGACGCUAAACCGGUGAUCAAGAAGAUCAAACUGAUGCACGAGGAAAAAUGCCGAGACGCAUUGGCUGAGGCGAUGACCCACGUUCACGACGAGUAUCUCGAGGAAGAAGUUGGCGAUCAAGAGGGAGUGCAGAUGGAAAUGGUGGUGGAGGAACCAGUUAAUGCUAAUGAGGGCGAAAAAGGUGAUCUAGUCGAAGGCGCCUCGUUGCCGAUACUGGACACUGUUUAUCAGGCGAACAACUCGUCGGCACCAGCUGAGAACGCAAUUAAUUUUGUCCCGAUCCCACCUAAUCUGAAGACUAAUCACAAGACCGUGACUGUACAAUGCGGCAGUAAGACAUUUACGUUAACCGGUGGUACAUUUCAGCCGGGCACGCAGUACAUAUUGACCAAGCUUAAGGGUAAAUCAGCCACGUUGCUAAUGACUGAUCAGAAAAAACCUACCGCUAAUGAGUCGGAUAAGAAUAAAGCGCUGCAAGCAGAGUCAACUGUUUCAACUAAUAGUAAUCAACCGAUUGUUGCUGGCAGCAGCCAACAAUCGGUGGUUACUGUCGAUACCAAUCAACAGAUGGCUGGCAUGAAAGGAUUGUCAUCUAAAAAGAUUGGUGUAGGAAAAUUGCCAACGAAACCCAAUGCAUCAAAAAAAUUGCGCAUCUCGACGUACGUUGUGGAUAAUACUAAAGGCCUGCCAAUUAGUGGCCUGCAAGUCAGUUUGUACAAACUGAUGGACGGAAAAUGGACCUUUUUGAAUGAGAGCAAUACGAAUAUGAACGGCUUCUGCACCGAUUUGGUAGAAAAGGUCAACUGCACGACUGGUCGUUACAAGCUACACUUCAACGUUGAUAAGUAUUUCACGUUAAGAAGAGUAGAGAGCAUGAUCCCAUUUGUCGAAUUUGUAUUCGACGUGAAAAAUACGAACAGUCACUAUCACAUACCUCUUUUACUGAGUCCAUUUAGCUACACGAUUUAUCGUGGCAUUUAAGAUUUUGCAUAUGAUAGAUGAGAGUUCAGAGAGAGACAGAUAACAUAGAAAUUACGCAGUGCGGUCCAUAAUUUUUUAGAUAAAGUUCAUAUAAAGUAAAACGCUCACGAGAAUUAUAUAGUCUAUGGUCUAUCUUUAUAUCUUUGCUAUAGUCGAUAUGCUGUUGAGCUCUCGAUUCUAAUUGUAUUAUAAUAGUUGAAAACUCUUCUUUCGUAAUAGUCUUCAGUUGAUUGGUUACGGCGGUUUCAGUGUUGGAAAUGUCGUUGAAUCUUUGACCUUUCAAUUGCAAUUUUAAUUUUGAGAAUAAAAAAUACUUUGGAGAUGAUAAGUCAGCUGAGUAGGUUGAGUGAUUUAACGUUACUUGGUUUUGAUUGCAAUAUAUUGCUCUUUUUUUGAAUAUGUAUAUUGAGUAUGUAUAUUCUAAACACACAUAUCACAAAAUAAUAAUGUAUUCAAUCACCGUUGACAAUUCAAAUUAGUCAUACAGUUAAGAUAAAGACAAAGGUUAUGGGAACAAAUGGAAGUUCAAAUGGAAAUGACUAUAUGACAUUAAUAUGGUUAUAAAAAUAUUAAUCUCUUAAGCUUAGCAUAACAUUAUAUUCAACGAUCGUGUUGAAGGGCGAGGAAUCGUUUUUCAAAUUUAAUAUUAAUUGCUUUUUAAGAUUAUCAAAGUUUUGAAAUUAGUAAGAGUUUGAGGCUUGCUUUGACUCCGUCAUGGGUCAUCUGACAUGGCUAUCGGGAAUGGCCUCAUAAUAUUUAAUAUAAAAUUAGAAGCGUGCAUAAUGUUUUUGAUUGAGAAAUAUUAUAGCCAAAAAAAGUUUUUUUGGCCUUAAAUUUAAAAAAAAACUUGCACACAUGUACUGAUUACAUUGACGAGAACAAUAUCAAUUAAUCAAGUUUAUUUUCAGCUUUCUCCGAGAAAGGAACUUGAUUUACAUUUACAUUGUCCUUGCCAUCAAACAUCCAUCCACACUAUUCCUAUACCGCCUGUUCUCAUUCACACAGAUAAAAACCUUACCACCUACUACCUAUACAUUUAUAUCUUAUCUCAUUUAUUGCAAUGUACACACCUAUCUAUCAACUGUAUCUGUCCUAUCUAUGUUAUCUGUUAGAGAAAUAUAAGUAAUGUUAGUUUUAGUUUGAAACUAUUUUGUAUCUGCAGAGUGCACUAGAUCAUAUAAGCUAAUUUUUAUAGCGUUGUAUAUCAUAUGUUUCAAAUAGAGAAAAAAAAAGAAACAAAAGAAUAGUUUCAGAAUUGGACCGCACUGUAUUGUAAGAAUAUUAGUUUAUUGUAAGAAUAUUUUUAUAUGUUAAAAUGCUUGUAAUUACGAAUCAGGCAUUGCAAUGCAAAAACGAACUUAUAAAUAUACGAUAAAUUUGCAUAAAAGAUUAUAUUUCGUUGAUAGUUCUUGCGUUAAGAUUUUAGUAAGCUAAUUUUAUUUGCACUAUAUAAAUGUCUUGGGAAACACCUUAUUAAAUUAUAACUAAUAAAUAAAUUAACUAAUUAGCUGUUAAGAAUUAUUAUUUUGCUAUACCUAUAUAAAAUACAAAAUCAAAUCUUUUCGACAAUGUAUGUGAAUGUUAUUAUUACAAUUGCAUUAUAAAUCUAUGAUGAUGAAAGUGAAUUAUUCUUUUAGAUUGUGACAUGUAAAUAGUGCUACUUAUCAGUUUAUUAUUAUUUGUAACUGCGUAAUCAGGCAGUUAUUUCUUCUGAUAGCGAUAUAUCAAUGGAAACGAGAAACUUUAUUAAAUAAUUAUAAAUUAAGAGUUAAGAAUUAUUCUUAUUGUAUGUGAAAUAAAAUGGUGAGAAUUUGUACAUAAUAAAUUUCUAAGAAAAUUUACAAAAUUCUCGAUAUAAUCGAUAAAAUCUUAAUUCUAGAGAUGUAAGCAUAUCUUAUACUAUAUAGUUGUUACAUUUAUAAACAUAUUAAAAUUUUAUUCGUCUUU
Molecule: messenger RNA, 3788 nt
Organism: Ooceraea biroi (clonal raider ant)
Lineage: Eukaryota; Metazoa; Arthropoda; Insecta; Hymenoptera; Formicidae
Biological process (GO): purine nucleobase metabolic process
Molecular function (GO): hydroxyisourate hydrolase activity
Source: RefSeq, a predicted model, not a curated record